Molecule: messenger RNA, 5643 nt
Organism: Ficedula albicollis (Collared flycatcher)
Lineage: Eukaryota; Metazoa; Chordata; Aves; Passeriformes; Muscicapidae
Gene: MTCL2
Product: suppressor of glucose, autophagy associated 1
Exons: 17
Coding region: 110-4840 (1576 amino acids)
Biological process (GO): regulation of autophagy; insulin receptor signaling pathway
Source: RefSeq, a predicted model, not a curated record
AAGGACGGGGCCGGGACCCCGCUCGGUGCCCGGGCCCGCGGCGGGCUCCGCGCUGACCGACAGCAGCUCGGAGGUGUCGGACUGCAGCGCCUCGGAGGAGGCGAAGCUGAUGUCGCUGGAGCUGGGGCUGAGCGGCAGCGAUGGCGAGUCCCCGGGCAGCGCCCCGCCGCCGCCGCCCUCGGCCGGAGAGGCGUCGCCGCUGCCCGAGGAGCCCUCGGCCGCCUCGGUGGCCAGCAGCCGCCUGCAGCUCAGCACCUCGCUCGCCUUCUCCGACCUCACCGAGGAGCUGCUGGACGGCGGCACCGACGGGCUGCUCCGCGAGCUGGAGGACCUGCGCUCCGAGAACGACUAUCUCAAGGAUGAGAUCGAGGAGCUGCGUGCCGAGAUGCUGGAGAUGCGGGACGUGUACAUGGAGGAGGACGUGUACCAGCUGCAGGAGCUGCGGCAGCAGCUGGACCAGGCCAGCAAGACGUGCCGCAUCCUGCAGUACCGGCUGCGCAAGGCCGAGCGCCGCAGCCUGCGCGUGGCGCAGACCGGCCAGGUGGACGGAGAGCUCAUCCACAGCCUCGAGCAGGACGUCAAGGUGGCCAAGGACGUCUCUGUGCGGCUCCACAACGAGCUGGAGGUGGUGGAGAAGAAGAGGAUCCGGCUGGAGGAGGAGAACGAGGAGCUGCGCCAGCGGCUGAUCGAGACCGAGCUGGCCAAGCAGGUGGUGCAGAACGAGAUGGACAAGCUCCGAGAGAACUCCCUGAAGAAGCGGGGGUCUCGCUCCAUGGGCAAGACUGAGAAGAAGCCAUCAGUGCAGGAGGACAGUGCAGACCUGAAGUGCCAGCUGCAUUUUGCCAAGGAGGAGUCAGCCCUGAUGUGCAAGAAGCUGACCAAGCUGGCCAAGGAGAACGAUGGCAUGAAGGAGGAGCUGCUGAAGUACAGGUCCCUGUACGGGGAUCUCGACAGCUCGCUCUCCGUGGAGGAGCUGGCUGACUCGCCCCAUUCCCGGGAGGCUGAGCUGAAGGUCCACCUCAAGCUGGUGGAGGAGGAAGCCAACAUCCUGAGCCGGAGGAUCGUGGAGCUGGAGGUGGAGAACCGCGGGCUGCGGGCGGAGAUGGACGACAUGAAGGGCCAGGGGGACAGGGAGCUGCCGGGGCAGGACUCCCGGUUCCUGCUGGGCGCCUCGAGCUGUGGGGACGCGGGGGACACGGUGGCCGAGCUGCGCCGGCACCUGCAGUUCGUGGAGGAGGAGGCCGAGCUGCUGAGGCGCUCGCUGCUGGAGCUGGAGGAGCAGAACAAGCUGCUCCUGAGCGAGCUGACCAAGUACAAGUCGGAGCACGAGCUGGACGUGACGCUGUCCGAGGACAGCUGCUCGGUGGUCAGCGAGCCCUCGCAGGAGGAGCUGGCCACGGCCAAGGUGCAGAUCAGCGAGCUCAGCGGCAAGGUGAAGAAGCUGCAGUACGAGAACAGGGUGCUGCUCUCCAACCUGCAGCGCUGCGACCUGGCCUCCUGCCAGAGCACCCGGCCCAUGCUGGAGACCGACGCCGAGGCCGGCGACUCGGCGCAGUGUGUGCCCCCCGCCGGCUGGAGGGACGGCGAGGCCGACGGGCAGGACAGGGCGCUGGGCAGCGGGAAGGUGCCCGACGGCCCCGCCAAGCUGCUCAAGCCCAAGGACCUGGAGACUUUGCUGGGCAUCCGAGACCAGGCCACGCUGGUCAGCAAAGCCAUCGAUGUCCUGAUUUCGGAUGCCAACGGGUUCACCUCGGGGCUGAAGGCUUGCUUGGACAAUGAGUGUGCGGGGGUGCUGCUGGGCGAGGCAGUGGGCAGCGCUGCUGACAGCCCCAGCGACGCCAAGCUGAUGAACGUGCUGCUGAUGCGGCUGGGCGUGCUCCAGCAGGACCUGGGCUGCUUUGUGAGGAAGGUGGAUCACCUCACUGGCGGCUUCAAGGAGCACGUGGACUCGUUCCCCUUCUCCAGCCCCAGCAGCCACGAGGUCACCAAAGAGGGGCUGCCGAAGGAGCACGCCUCCGACAGCCACGAGGUCACCAAAGAGGGGCUGCAGAAGGAGCACGCCUCCGACUUCCAGCAGCCUGAUUUUAGGGACGCCGACCCUUUCCGCCCGCCCCACACCAAGGACGUGGACCCCGCCCAUCCCCGGAGCUACAAAACCUGCCGGGCUGAGGAGAACGACUCCUACGCCACCGAGAUGAAGGAGCUGCAGCUGGUGCUGUCGGAGGCCAACGAGAGCCUGCGGGGGCUGCAGGAGCAGCUCUCACAGGAGAGGCAGCUGAGGAAGGACGAGGUGGACAACUUCUCACAGAAGAUCUGCCAGCUGAAGGAGGACCACCAGAAAGCACUGCUGCGACGGGAGUUUGAGCUGCAGAGCCUGAACCUGCAGAGGCGGCUGGAGCAGAAGUUCUGGAGCCAGGAGAAGAACCUGCUGGUGCAGGAGUCACAGCAGUUCAGGCAGAGCUUCCUCCUGCUCUUCAUGAAGCUCAAGUGGUUCCUCAAACGCUGGCGCCAGGGCAAGGUGGUGCACAGUGAGGGCGAGGACUUUUUGGAGGUGAACAGCAUGAAGGAGCUGUACCUGCUGCUGGAAGAGGAGGAGCUAGCCCCGCAGCAGCAGGCAGACAACAAGAUGUGUGCUGGGGACAGCUGGACCCCCAACACGCCCAACGAGUGCAUCAAGACUCUGGCAGACAUGAAGGUGACCCUGAAGGAGCUGUGCACGGAGCUGCGGGAGGAGCGGCGCGGUGCCGGCGAGCUGCAGCAGCAGUUCACCAAGGCCAAGGCUGCCUGGGAGAUGGAGCGUGCUGAGCUCAAGUGCCACAUUGCCCAGCUGGAGUCAAAGGCCGGCAAAGGCAUCGCAGAGCGGGCACUGCCAGACUGGAAGGUGGCACUGAAGAGGGAGCGAGAGGAGCACCAGCAUCUCCUGGCAGAGUCCUACAGUGCUGUCAUGGACCUCACCAAGCAGCUGCAGAUCAGCGAGAAGAACUGGAACCAGGAGAAGGUGGAGCUGCUGGCUCGCUUCAAGGAGGAGCAGCAGCAGGCAGAGCAGCAAGCGAAGGACCUGCAGAACAAACUCAACCAGUUGCAGAAAGGAUCCAGUCCAUGGGCAUUGAAGCACUCUGAAAUGGAGAAGCAUGGCAGCAACUGGAAAGAGGCUCUCAAUGAGAAAAUCACAGACAAGGAGACAAUCUCUGAAGCAAAAGCCAAGGGAACCAACCUCAAAAGGACCAAGUCUGUUUCCUCCAUGUCAGAGUUUGAAAGCUUGCUCGACUGUUCUCCCUACCUCCCUGGAAAGAAUGUGCCAGGGCUGGGUGACCAUGCCCGGGGCAAAAAGGCAUCCUCAACCACGCAGAUGCUGCCCAAUGGGAUCCGGGACAGCGCCAGCCUUCCUCCUUCAAACUGUACAUAUGUGAAUAUCGAACAACCUGCCCCUGACAGCCUGGCCAAGGAGAAGCUGGACAUCUCCUCCUGGGACUACUCACAGGCAAGCAGCCUCUCGGGGCACGACCCAGCUCAGAAGCAAAUCCAGAGGAGCUACACGGCGCCCGACAAGACAGGGAUCCGCAUCUACUACAGCCCGCCGGUGGUGCGCCGGCUGGAGGCGCCGCUGGUGCACAACAAGGAGGGCAAGAUCAUGAUCGAGCCCGGCUUCUUGUUCACCAUGGCCAAGCCCAAGGAGCCGGAGCAGUCGGCCAGCGCCGAGGGCACCUACAGCCAGUGGCUGUGCAACUUCUCCAAGCAGCAGCAGGAGCUGCUGGACGGCGGCGCGGGGGACGGCGCGGUGCCGCCGGUGCCGCGCUUCCCGCCCUCGCUGCACGAGCUGGAGAUCUCCGGCAACAUGAGCGACGACAUGAAGGAGAUCACCAACUGCGUGCGCCAGGCCAUCUGCUCCAGCUCGCUGGAGAGGAAGGUGAAGAGCACCUCCAGCCAGACGGUGGGGCUGGCCCACGUGGGCACGCAGACCAUCCAGACGGUCAGCGUGGGCCUCCAGACCGACCUGCCCCGCGGCGCCGGCGUGCACGGCAAGAGCUGGUCCCCGCGCAGCUCCUCCCUCGUGUCCGUGCGCAGCAAGCAGAUCUCCUCCUCCCUGGAUAAGGUCCACUCCAGGAUCGAGCGGCCGUGCUGCUCCCCAAAAUACGGCUCUCCGAAGCUCCAGAGGAGGUCUUCCUCCAAGCUGGACGCCUCCAAGGACAGGAGCCUGUGGAACCUGCACCAGAGCAAGCAGAACGGCUCUGCCUGGGCCCGCUCCACCACCACCCGCGACAGCCCCGUCCUCAGCAACAUCAACGACGGGCUGUCCAGCCUGUUCAGCGUGGUGGAGCACGCGGGCAGCACCGAGUCCAUCUGGAAGCCGGGCUGCCCUGAGAGCGGCCGGGCCAAGCCCGAAGCACCCAAGUACGGCCUGGUGCAGGAGUUCUUCAGGAACGUCUGCGGGCGGGCGCAGAGCCCCACCGCGCCCCAGGAGAAGAAGGAGGCCGCUGGGGAGGAGAGCAAGAGAGCUGAGCACCCCGGCCCCGCCAGCCACCACCCGGCCGAAAACUUCUCCCGCGUCUUGAACAAGAAGGUGCUCAAGCAGGGCAGCUGCGAGGACACCAAGCCCUUGUCCGCUGGCCAGGCCAGUAAGGACGCGGCCCUGCGGGACCCCGACCUCAUCUCGGCCAUAGCCAGCGAGGACACGGCGUGCGAUUGCAGCUCCCAGUCCCUCACCUCCUGCUUUGCCCGGCCUUCCCGCUCCGCGGUGCGCCACUCCCCCUCCAAGUGCAAACUGCACGCCGCGGAGCCCCCCAGGGCGGAGGAGAAGCCGGGGGCCUCGACCUGCAAUGUAAAACCAAGUGCAUUUUAAAAAUACCGAAAUGAGCUACCUUGGAGAGGCACCAAUUGGAUUAAGAGAUUGUGGGUUGGGCGGCUGCAGCGUGGCCCGCGGUCUGCGCCGCGUGUCCCUCCGUCAUCACCAGAAAAAGCCUUACCCAGGGAGGGAGGGGGCAGCAGCCACAGCCCCCACGGCACUGCACAGCUCCUGGGGCUUGGGGACUGCCACCCAGCCCAGCACAGAGCAGCCUUGUGCCUCUGUGCCGCUCCAGGACAGAACAGAUUUCUGAGGCAGCUGCCUGACCUAUUUUCAAGCUGCCUGCCAGGGGCCAGGCAGGGAUUCAUCCAGAUGGAGCUGCCUGCAGGUGCUUGGGGCUCAAAGCAUUGCUCUGGGGCUGUGUGCCUUGUUCUGGGAGCUCCGUACACUGCUCCAAAGGGUCUGUGCAUUGCUCUGGGGCUCUGUACACUGCUCCAAAGGGUCUGUCCAUUGGUCUGGGGCUCUGUACACUGCUCCAAAGGGUCUGUGCAUUGCUCUGGGGCUCUGUACACUGCUCCAAAGGGUCUGUCCAUUGCUUUGGAGCUCUAUACACCACUCCAAGAGCCCUGUGCAUUGCUCCAGGAGCCCUGUAAACGGCUUCCAGGGCCUCUGCACAUUGGCAUCUUGCAGUUUCUCUUACAAACUGCUGGUGCUGCCGAGGCUGCUGCCCUCUCCUGUCCAGCUGCUGGCUGCCCGCAGCAGCUGCUGCAUCACUGCCACGUCGCAGCCUCCGUCAGCAUCUCGGUGCCAGCCGCUCACUGCCUGUGUCCCCAGACACACCAGCAUCAGCCAGGGCCCAG